Messenger RNA from Epinephelus fuscoguttatus (brown-marbled grouper), 1024 nucleotides. Its product is annotated as THAP domain-containing protein 6-like. The transcript is spliced from 8 exons. The record is from RefSeq and is a predicted model, not a curated record. Bases 44 to 1024 code for a protein of 326 amino acids. Lineage: Eukaryota; Metazoa; Chordata; Actinopteri; Perciformes; Serranidae.
GGCUAUCAGAGGCGCAGACAAUCUUCUGACAUAACUGAAAAAGAUGCCGGACUUUUGUGCCGCUUAUGCAUGUUCCAAUGAGCGGAGCAUAGAAACCAGAUCCCGUGGAAUCACCUUUCACAGGUUUCCCAAAGACAGUAGUCUAAAGAGAGAAUGGGAACUAGCAGUGAGACGGAAAUGUUUUGUGGCAACUGGGAGGUCCAUGCUCUGCAGUGAGCACUUUAAGGCAGAUGAUUUUGACAGGACAGGGCAGACUGUCCGUCUUAGACAUGGAGUCAAACCAUCUGUCUUUAACUUCCCAUCUCGUCCAAAAAAGAAAGUACCACCAAGGACCACAGAAGCCUCGAGGAAAGCUGAAGAGAGCCUGCCAGUGGACUUGCCUCGGCAUUUCCAUGAAGCUGAACCUCAGUCUAAUGUUGACCACAGUUAUGCUUUGCCUGCUUCUCCCACUGCUCUAAAGGCCAGACUUAGUGAAGCUCUGGCUAGAGUGGAGAGUCUGGAGCGCGAGAAUAGGAACAGCAUGAUCCGGGAGCGAAGGGCUAAGAAAAAUGUGGAUGCUCUUCUUGAGGAUUUGAGGGAGAAGAACCUCAUAAAUGAAGAGCUGAAAGACAGACUGGAAUUCUAUUCAGAUCUUUGGGUAGACCUCUUGGCCAAAAAGGGCCAUGAGUAUACCAGAGAGCAGAGGGAAUUUGCCCUCACGCUACACUUUCAUGGUCUGAAGGCAUAUAGUUACCUGAGAGAGUCUCAACAUCUUCCUCUCCCGCAUCCCCAUACAUUGCAACGGUGGCUGACUUCGGUCACUGCUAAGCCUGGCCUAAAUAAGAUGAUGCUGGACAUGCUGGGAAGAAGAUGCGAGGAAGACCAUGCCAUGGCCAUAAAAAACAUGUGCAAUACAAUCCCCAAACUCAAACAAUGUCAGGGAGCACAAGUCAAGUCAAAGAAAUCUUCUAUUGGUUUUAUGCAGGUUGUCAAACUAUUUAAUGGUGCAUUAGCGCCACCUACUUACGUCUGCAGAAACCUGUAG